This is a messenger RNA of Sinocyclocheilus grahami, 1305 nucleotides long. RefSeq names its product absent in melanoma 1 protein-like. The transcript has 5 exons. Lineage: Eukaryota; Metazoa; Chordata; Actinopteri; Cypriniformes; Cyprinidae. Bases 25 to 1305 code for a protein of 426 amino acids. The record is from RefSeq and is a predicted model, not a curated record.
GAAGACUUUUAUUUGUAUUUAUACAUGUCUGUUGCAAAUGUUCUCCUUCUAUCAGAUCACAUCUUUGAGGAGAUCUUAUACUCCACUGAUGUCAAGCUGAAAGAUGCCAAGAUGAUGCUUGAGGAUGUUGUGAAGAGAUGCCUGCCAAAGUGUGUGGGAGAGACUCGACUAAAAGAAACUGAAGAGAAAGAUGAAGUGGCCUUCAAGGAUGACUGGAAUAAAGCAGUGGACGAGUGGAACAAACUUCACCCAAAUCUGGUCUUGCGUAAGGAGGAUUUCAGCACUGAAGUGAUUCUACUGGAUUAUAAUAAGGAGGAUGAAAGCCCUAUCAACCGUGUCUAUUUCUACAGAAAGAAGCAGCACAAUAAAGGCCGCAAGAUUAGGAAAUAUGAGUUCUCCAGUCUGCUGCCGGGGAAGUUUAGUGAACAUGUUGGUCGAGUUUACUACACAAAAAACUCUGAUGAGGAGGAGAUGGAUGCUAAGGAGUGCUUUAAAUGGUGGCGCCUUGGCAUGUGUGUAAUUGAGCUAUACGAUCAGCAUGCGUUUAGAGGUACCAAGUGUGUGAUCACAGGCAACUGUCCAUCAUUGGACCGCUGCAGUAUAACAGAGGUUCGCUCCUGUAAGGUGAUCCGAGGCGUCUGGAAGCUCUGGAAGGGUCGUGACAGUGGAGAUGAUUACCUACUGAAGGAGGGAGAGUAUCCCAAUCUUAAGGCAUUGAGCGAUGGCAAAUCCACUGCUUCUGCUCCUGCUCCCGUUCCUGAUCCUGCUUGGUCUCUUGAAUGUCUGCCAUUUACGAUCCAGCUCUAUGAAAAGGUGGAUUUUGAAAGUCCAACCUUUGAGACAACAGUUGACUGUCCUUCAUUGAACAGCUGUGGUAUAAAUGAGGUCCGCUCCUGUAAGGUGCUCAGUGGUGUCUGGGAUCUCUAUGAGGGUCCUGACUAUGCUAAACCCAGUUACCGACUGCAGAAGGGGGAGUAUCCCAAUCCUGAGGCGUGGGGCAAUGGCAACACUGCUCCUGCUCUGUCUGUGAAACGUAUGACAUCUUAUAAGAUCCAGCUCUAUGAAAAGGAAGAUUUUGAAGAGCGAAUGCAUGAGACAACAGUUGACCAUCGUUCAUUGGAUGACUGUGGUAUAAAUGAGGUCCGCUCCUGUAAGGUGCUCAGUGGUGUCUGGGAUCUCUAUGAGGGUCGUGACUAUGCUGAACCCAGUUACCAACUGAAGGAGGGGGAGUAUCCCAAUCCUGAGGCGUGGUGUGCCAGUGACCCCACUGCUCCUGCUCUGUCUGUGAAACGUGUGACAGAGUAA